This is a messenger RNA of Phanerochaete carnosa HHB-10118-sp, 1537 nucleotides long. RefSeq lists its product as uncharacterized. NCBI's taxonomy places the organism in Eukaryota, Fungi, Basidiomycota, Agaricomycetes, Polyporales, Phanerochaetaceae. Gene Ontology annotation, molecular function: protein binding; nucleic acid binding. Bases 219 to 1232 code for a protein of 337 amino acids. The transcript has 3 exons. The record is from RefSeq and is a predicted model, not a curated record.
AGGAGUCAGAGGACGCUCUAGGCACGACAUAUCACCCUGCGCUCGAGUGGCAGGGCGACGCACCCUUCAAUGACGUUGUAUGGACUCAAGCGCCCUUCGCUGGGCCGUCAGCCGCAGCGUAUGCACCCUCCACCCUGGGGAACACCAGUCGGCUAUCGUUGCGGCUCAUCCGCAUGCUGCCCACUACGCCCGAGCGACUGAAGGUCGUACACACGAUCAUGUCGCGCUCCCAGACACUCGCUAUCAUCGAUGGCUACACUCAGGUACAGUUCGGGAGAGAUGCUGCACCACCCGGCAUGGAUGUGCCGAGGAUACGACUCAAGGAGAUGGAGGUGUCGAAACUGCACGCGACUGUGUACUUUGAUGAAGAGAAGAAGCAGUGGGCCGUCGUCGAUAUGGGCUCCAAGCAUGGAACGUAUCUUCGCCCGAGACAAUCUGUCGCAGCCGCGCCUGCACCAGGUGCAUCACCGGGCGGAACAGAUCCACGAGGCCAACGUCUGUCUGGGCCGCGAGUAUCCAGCAUGCCUCGCGCCCUGAAGCACCUAGACGAACUCUCACUCGGAACCACAGCAUUCAUCGUACACAUCCAUGAAGACCAGCGACCGUGCGAGUCUUGCUCCUCUAAAGGCGGCGACGAGAUUCCACUAUUCUACGUAUCGAAGGCGGCUCAGGACCAGGAGCCCGCUAAGAAGCGGAAACGCGAAGCGACCGGGCCUCUUCCGCCAUCGGAUGCAAAGAAAUCGCUCCACAUACUCAAGAAGACGAUGCUAUCGAGACACAGUGCGCCAUCUACACCCAGUCCAAGGCAAUCCGAAGGGUCCCACGGAUAUACGGAUCGCAGCGCGCGCAGACGAGCCCUUCACUCCAGUAUUCCAGAUGCGCCAGGUGUUCCACCAAGAACAGCUGCGUCAUCGGUACCUCCUUCUCGCCCUGUAACACCACCACCUCCGGAGCCUGUCUCGGCUCCACCCGCGCCGCUAUCUAGCACGAAUAUCGGCCAUCGGUUGCUGAUGAAGCAGGGCUGGUCUCCCGGCACGACUCUUGGGCAGGAUUCUGCAGGCUUGGAGCGUGGGACUACUGCGCUCGCAGAACCUAUUCAGGUCAACGUACGGCCGACCAGAUCGGGGCUUGGUGUUCCUGACCACGCGCUGCCUGAUUUGCAGUCCCAGCCGAACACGUCCUGGAAAGAAGAGGGGAAGCAACGGCGAUGGGCAGAUUUGCAGUCUGGAUAACGAGGAUCCAUAUGAUCAGUAUCCUUGUAUCAGCUAUCAUUCCAUGGCGUCAUUCCAUUUGACCAAGCUCCCGUCGCCAUCGGUGUUGGUACCUGCCCCGUUGUUCUUGACACCGCGAUCUUGUUCGCAUCCUUUUUGUUUGGGCUUUCUCUUCGCGGUCGAGUCGGACAACUCGCCGACAAAUGGAGCACGAGGGACUGGGGAUGCGGUGCUGUCGCGACGCGACGUGCUGGGGCGGGAAGAGCGCGGAGGGCGAAUUCGAACAUUCCUCGUGUCGUCCAUCCUGUGCAACAUAUAUGAAAGCG